UUAUGUUGCACGCAUCCAUGGCAGAAAAUGGAAGUAACUCAGUUUGCAAUCACAGAGGAGGAAAGCUAAAACACACAUCAUUUCUUUUUCUUUUUUCAUUUUUCUGAAAUGGGUCUUCUUUCUUUCAUGCUCUUGAACAAAUUCUUUGCAAAAAUCUGAUUUUUAUUGUGUUUCUUGAAAUUCCGGCGGCAGAUUGCGGUGGCCGGAGCACGGUGACUGGUGGGUGGUUGUUAGUUAGAUGAAAGGGGUGCCCUUACCCUUUGAAUUUCAAAGAAAGGGAGUUGUACCUUGUGCAGAAAAAGUUGUACAUUUUCAAGAUUUUGUGAGCAAGAAAAGAAAGUACUUUGAAGAACCAAAAUCUGUGCUGGAUAAUAUUAACAGUAGUCCAAGCCCACCCACUUCCACUUCAACCCUGUCUGGUAGCGGCGGCGGUGGUGGUGGUGGUGGGUUCACGGCGGUUUCCGGCCAUCUUGAAAAAUGGGUGUCGCCGGAAAAUCAAGAAAACCGGUUACCGGAACAACAUGUGGUGAAUGUAACCGGUGAAGAAAAAUGUGGUGAAAUGGAGGAUUGGGAAAGUGUGUUGUCGGAAACCGGUCAAGAACAGUCUAUUCUCCGGUGGAUUAUGGGGGAUGUUGAAGACCCUUCAAUGGGUUUGAAUAAAAUGCUUCACGGUGGUGCUACGGCUGAAGACGGCGGCGGAAUGUCAACCGGGUUUGGUGUUGUGGAUCAAGGUUAUCUUGGUUUUGAUUCCGGUAAUAUUAAUCAAAUUUCUCAUAAAUUUAAUGAAAAACAUGGGUUAUCUAACUUAUCUUUAACACCACCGCCGCCGCCGUCGUUGCCGGCGGCGGCCGCCAUGUUUUCCGGCCACCACCACCAGAAGGUUGAAGACCCUCAUAGCCCUUUUGUGUCCCGGUUUAAUUCAUCACAAAUUCAUCUAGUGGAUGUGAAACCCCAACUGGUAAUCAACCAAAAUCAAUCUCAACCCCAUCAAAAUCCAAGCUUUUUUGUGCCAUUAGAACAUCAAACCCUAAAUCCCCCACACCCAAAAAGGUACAACUCAGGAAGCACACAGUCCAACUUCCAAAUGCACAAAACCCCUUUUCUUGAUUCACCCCCAAACCCUCUUCAAUUGCCAUCAUCAAUCAAGAAAAUGUCAGGCAUUGAUGAGUUGGACCAUCAUCAUCAUCAUCAAGGGAUCAUUGACCAGCUUUUCAAGGCAGCUGAAAUGGUUCAAUCCGGGAACAAUCCGUUACUCGCGCAAUCGAUAUUGGCGCGGCUCAAUCAUCAGCUUUCUCCGAUCGGUAAGCCUUUCGACCGGGCUGCUUUUUAUUUCAAGGAAGCUCUUCAAUUACUAAUUCAUUCAGUUGUCAACAAUAUGAAUCCUAUUGCUUCACCGUUUAGUUUGAUUUUCAAAAUUGGUGCUUAUAAAUCAUUCUCCGAGGUUUCGCCGUUAGUUCAAUUCACCAAUUUCACUUGUAAUCAAGCCUUGCUUGAAGUCUUGGAUGGGUUUGACCAGGUGCAUAUAGUUGACUUUGAUAUUAGGUAUGGUGAUCAAUGGGCUAGUUUUAUGCAAGAGCUUGCUCUAAGAAGCAAUAACAAUCGAACCCCAUCGUUAAAAAUCACAACUUUUGCCUCACCCACAAACGACCACAUCGAACUCGGCCUAACCAGGGACAACUUGAUUCAAUUCGCUAGCGAAAUGAACAUCGGGUUUGACUUUGAGAUAGUCAACAUUGAUGUUCUUGCUUCCGUUUCUUGGUCUUUACCCUUUCGUGCAUCCGAUAAUGAAGCCAUUGCUGUUAAUUUACCCAUCAGUACGGUUUCAAACUACCAAAUCCCGUUACCAUUGGUUAUCCGUUUCAUUAAGAAUCUUUCACCCAAGAUUGUGGUUUCAGUUGAUCGUGGGUGUGAAAGGACGGAUUUACCCUUCCCGAGCCAUCUAAUUCACGCUCUUCAGUCUGUCUCGAACCUACUCGAGUCUCUUGAUGCUGCGAACAUGACUCCAGACUCGUUACAAAAGAUUGAACGGUUCUUGAUCCAGCCAGGCGUCGAAAAGAUCAUAACCGGAAGGUUUUCUUUCCCGGAGAAGACUCAGCAUUGGCGGUCACAGUUUGUAUCAAGCGGGUUUUCUCCGUUAACGUUUAGCAAUUUCGCAGAAAGUCAAGCGUUGUGCGUGAUUAAGAGGACUCCGAUUCGGGGAUUUCACGUUGAAAGGAGACAAUCGGCGCUUGUUCUUUGCUGGCAACAUCGGGAACUCGUUUCAGCUUCUGCUUGGAGAUGUUGAAACCGAAGAAAGAUCGGAAGAUGGAUUGUGGGGUAAUAACACUUUGGUUUUAGGUCUUUUUUUUGUCAUUUGGCUACUUGUAUUGUAAUGUUUAAUUUGUUUCUAUGUAACAAACAGAAGGAACCAGACAUUUUAGGGAUGAUGGUGUUCUUUAGUAUAUGAAUAUGCAUUAUUGUUUUCUUUC
Molecule: messenger RNA, 2468 nt
Organism: Helianthus annuus (common sunflower)
Lineage: Eukaryota; Viridiplantae; Streptophyta; Magnoliopsida; Asterales; Asteraceae
Product: scarecrow-like protein 6
Exons: 1
Coding region: 239-2284 (681 amino acids)
Biological process (GO): regulation of DNA-templated transcription
Cellular component (GO): nucleus
Molecular function (GO): DNA-binding transcription factor activity; sequence-specific DNA binding
Source: RefSeq, a predicted model, not a curated record